AUGGUGGCAGAAAUGCUGCUGGUGUCUCUGAGGUUGAGCCGGCUGGCCGUUGUAUCUGUUGUGACUGCGCUCGUUUCCGUUUGGCAGUUGGUCCAGUUUGAAUGGUCUUGGGAUGUUGUCUGGCUGGCCAACAACAUAAAGAGAUUUGUCGAUCUCGGCCGGGAUAGGCUUGAUCUCUGUGCCGAGCUCCUGCUCGAUUUUGUACAGGUUGAACCGGUCGUUCCAGUUGAUGAGGUUGAUGGCGAUACCAAAGUGGCCGAAUCUUCCCGAUCUGCCGAUUCUGUGAAGGUAUGUUUCUGCUGUUUUUGGGAAGUCAAAGUUCACCACCACGUUGACGGCCUGGAUAUCGAUACCUCUGGUGAGGAGGUCGGAACACACCAGGUUUCUGACCUUGCCCUGUCUGAACUCGUGGAAGACCUUAUUUCUGGCGGCCUGAGGCAUCUUGGCAUGCGAGUAGUAGCACGAGUAGUCCAGCUCUGUGAUUUUCUUGGAGAGAAGCUCCACUCUGUUGGUGGAGUUACAGAAGAUGAUGGACUGGUUGAUUUGCAGUUUCGAGAACAGCGUGUUGAGACAGUGAAGUUUCUGUUUCUCCUCCACGAACGCGUAGUAUUGCGUGAUACCCUUCAAAGUCAGCUCGUCCAUCAGAUUGAUCUCGUAGGGCUUCGCGGGAAGAACUUCAGGAUCUGCACAAUGAUGUUCUUGAACUCACGCGAAAGCAUCUUGUCGGCCUCGUCCAUGACAAACAUGCGACAUUCGUCAAACUCAGCCAGUUUUCUCGAGGCAAGGUCCAAAACUCUACCGGGCGUACCAACAAGAACAUGCACCGGGUCAUGGAGUCUCAUGAUAUCGUCUCUCAACGAGGUUCCUCCCGUGGUGACCAUGACCUGGAUUCCCAAAUGGGCACCCAGAGUCUUCACCACCUGUGAUGUUUGGAGGGCCAGUUCUCUGGUAGGAACAAGAAUCAGGGCCUGUAUUUUGUUGACCUUUGGCUUCAAUUUCUCCAGAGUAGGGAUCACAAACGCCGCGGUUUUACCUGUUCCAUUCUUUGCUCUCGCGAGAAUGUCUCUUCCCAUGAGGGCCACGGGGAUUGCCUCUUCUUGGAUGGGAGACGGUUUUUCGAAGCCAGCCUCGAAAAUUCCCAUUAAAAGUUCUCUUUUAAGGUGGAACGACUCGAACGUGUUGCCCUUGGUGGACAGCACGUCGUCGGUUUGGGGCCGCCCGUCCUUUUUCGGAAGAUUGAGGUUGGAUUUCCAGUCUUCGGACAUGAUAGUUAUUUUGGAGGAGGGAAAAUCUUUAUAUGUGCUUGGCCGGGUAAGCUGUGGAGAGGCGUUGUGUUUCAAGGGGGCCGACCUGAAACAGCGGGGGAAGGGCAAUGUGGGUCUUGUGGACGAGAAAACCAUCACUAGCGGUGUGUAG
Molecule: messenger RNA, 1416 nt
Organism: Ogataea philodendri
Lineage: Eukaryota; Fungi; Ascomycota; Pichiomycetes; Pichiales; Pichiaceae
Exons: 3
Coding region: 1-1416 (471 amino acids)
Source: RefSeq, a predicted model, not a curated record